Messenger RNA from Coccomyxa subellipsoidea C-169, 1596 nucleotides. RefSeq lists its product as hypothetical. The record is from RefSeq and is a predicted model, not a curated record. The coding region runs from base 1 to 1596 and encodes 531 amino acids. NCBI's taxonomy places the organism in Eukaryota, Viridiplantae, Chlorophyta, Trebouxiophyceae, Coccomyxaceae. The transcript has 9 exons.
AUGACUCGGAAUUGGUCAUGGCGGAUGCCUCUGUGCUUGAUGCUUGCCCUCGCUGCGAUCGCCUGCACUCAGGGACAAGCGGACAACUUCUUUGCCGAGCUGCCACCCACAGCGGCUCCAGAGGUCCUUAUUGCAGCUCCCAGUCCCUCUGUUGUGCCCGCUGCAGCUCCGGCCGAGGUCAUCGUUCCAGCAACACCAGCGGAAGCUCCUGUUGCGGCACCUGCUGAGGUCCCAGCUGCAGCACCUGCGGAAGUCCCUGCAGCAGCACCCACGCCUUCUCAGGAGACCUUCGCCCCACCAGUCACGUACACUUAUGUCGACCUCAGCGAUACACCUUUCAGCUCCAUCCAGGUCUGCUGGCCUUUCAACACAUACAUCAUCCCAGCCGACAACUACACAUUGGACAUCCAGGCAGAGGAUGUGGUCCUUGGAGCAAUCAACUUGAAUGUGACCGAUGAUGGCACGCUUGAGCUGUGGACUGAAGGCGACUUCCGCACGCCAUACCCUGUCAUUGCCAUCGUGAGCCUGCCGUUUGACUCCCUCUCUGGAGUCUUCGUACCAUCUCCAUCAGCAGAGGUCACUGUGGGGCCUGGGUUUGUGGCAGACAACUUCACCGCGUCAGCUCCAUUCUCAUCUCAGGACCUCAAUGUGCUGAGCCUCACCGCGGACACCCUGAGGGUGCAGAGCUCUGGGUUGGGCCGCAUCUAUGUGGAUGGAAUCAUUGGGAAUGCCACAAUUGCAGCGUCUGGCUCUGGGGAUGUGUAUGUGAUUGGGCUGGAGGACACAGCAGUCCUGAACCUUGCAGGCACUGUGACUGCAAACAUCCAGGCCACCAAUGAAUCGGCAAUUAUCACAGGCCAGGCAUCAGGUAUCAACACUGUGCUAUAUCAGAUGGGCUCCUGCUUCGUCACGACACCAUUCCUGUUUGGCUCGCCCUGCCAGCAGACAGACUACGUUGAUGUUCCCACAAUUGACCCUCUGUGGAGCUGCGGCCUGCGAGUCACCGGCAACUUCACCUGCCCAGCAGGUGGCAUCCAGCUGGCGCAGAGGCGGGCAGCUGCCGGGCUGUUGCCGCUGGCAGCGGCAGUCACGCGCGUUCCCUCUCCACCGCUGUCACCUCCUCCAAGCCUGCCACCUCCCUCCCCCAUCUUCGCCGCUGCUGGUGGCGGCGCUGCAGUCUCGCCUCCUGUAACGGAGAUUCCCACACUGCAGCCCCCUCCUCCGCUCUUCUUUGCCAGCCCCUCCCCUAACAUCGUCAGCCGCGUGGGCUCCGGCCCCCAGUUUGCCGGCGCGAGCGGGACCGGCACGCAGGUCGCGAAUGCAGUAUCCGGCCCGGGCCUGCAGCAGCAGAACCUCGGGACCAACAGCCCUGUGCCAGACCUCUUCAACACCCCCGGCUUCACGGAUGGGUUUGGGGGUUUUGGCAAGCGCCGCCUGCAGCAGUCCCUCUCCAGCAGUUCCUCCAGCGGUGGACAGUCGAUCCAGACCAGUUCUUCUGGAGUGUUGCAAUCCAAGAGCACGCGUCCUUACCCCUGCUACUACGAUGUCCUAGGAGGGGGAUUUGAUGCGCUGCGCAUCUUUCCGAAUGGGCCCUGA